ACUCGUGACGAAAACUGACUGAUGCACCCGGGAUUGGCUGCGCUGCGGGAGGGCCAGGGAAGGCGACCUGCUCCUGUGGGGCGUUCCUCAUUCCUCGAAUAGUUGUGCUCAGCUCCCGUUAAGUACUAGGCACCAAGUCUUAAAAUGAGUAACCAAUGUCACUACUUACUCUCGAAGCUGCCGGUGUGUGGGGAGGGUCUACGAAAGCCCCACACUGCUCUAAUCCUGUUAAGUAGUGUUCUUUUGGGGGGUGGGUCGGGGGGAAAAGACUUAAAAAAGGUCUUGCAGAACGUUUAGGAUGCUUAGGUGGUAAGAGUCAGACCUCUUUUUCAGGGUUCCAUAAAAUUUACCUGGGGAGAGUAAAUCCUAAAAACUCGGCAACUGCAGUUCUCAGACUUAACACCUUCCCUCUUUUCAUAGGAAACAUGAUCGCAGCUUCCUUUACUGAGUUUUCUCAGGCAGGAGUGUUAGACACUCCACGUCCCCUGUCCAAGGUCACACAGCUGGUAAUGGAAAACCCAGAAUUUGGACACUUGCCUCUCCGGUCUCCUACACAGGUUGCAGUUAAGGACUUAGUAAACCAAGCCAGAGUAUUUGCAGUAUAUGCAGUGGAUAGGGCUGUGGAGGAUAAGGUGACUAGAGAGACGCCCUCUCCUCCAGGAACCUAACAUUUGAAAGAAUUGUAUUCCAGAUUAAUACAUCAUUUUAAAAAAGUAUUAGAUGCCUUACGUGUGCCCAACUUCUUGCUAGGCCUAUAGGAAGAGUGCAAAAGUACCAUAUAGUCCCUUCCUCAUCCCAGUUCUGGGCUCCUCUGGCUCUUCUGGGCUGUAGUCUUGCCCAUGUGUGAAAGGAACACAGAGAAUAAUCUAUCCUACUAUGUUCUCUCCCUGUUAACAUACAUACAUUCUCCACACUUCCCAGAUUUCACAGGAAAAUCUUUGUGAAAAAACCUUGGAAAAGAAUCUGUUUGGAUCAUGAUCGGGCUUGGGUACUUGGAAUGGGGAGGGAGCUGUCAUUCCUGUUUCCACCAACUCCUUAAACAUGUCAGACUGGAUCCGAAGCUGGAAGGGGCAAUGUCUUUUAAAGUACUGGACCUUGUUUCUGUUAUGGGAAAAAGGGAAGUGAGGACUGGCCAUUCUGGUGCUCUGAUUUCAUACCCCAUGCUCACCUAGAAAAGAGACCGAAUCCUUUCCAGAGUAGAUUGGGAAUCACUGUUUUGGAGGAGUGAAGGUGCUAGUAGGGCUUCUCUGAGGAGGGAUUAUUGGAGCAGAGCCCUGAAUGAAGGAGGAGAAAGGGCUUUCAGGUAGAAAGAACUACAAGUGGAAAGGCCCCAAAGCAGGCUCCAGAGGGUCAGGGAAACUAUUCCAUCCAUCCAGUUCCUCCCCCCUCCUCCUCCCAACAGUGAGAAGUGGGUUAUUUGCUUCUAGAUGGAUGUAAAUUUCAGCAGCCUCUAGGGGUGUCUCAGAGUCCUGGAGACUACAUUGUCAUUAGGGCUGGGCAACAGACUUUAGGACUGGGACCAGGGUGGGGGUUAAGUAUAUAUAGAGAGGCCAGCAGAAGAAUCUUCUCUCCCGAAUGCAGCUACUGCUCCCCAAACCACUUCUUAGGCUGACCGUUUCCUUUCCUCUACCAGGACCGCAAAGGAAUCCACCGCAGAGUACACAGAGUGAGCCCCGGUCCCAUGGUGGUCCCUGGGGCCGCCAGGGGCUUCCUGCUGCACUGCUGCCAGCUUGCCAGGGCCAGGAAGGGUUGGGGACUAUCGGGGAGAGCCCGAGACGGGCCUCCCAGCCUGCCAUCCCCUUCCUGUCCCUGGACCCACCUGCCGUCCUUGUGGCUCUGGAUGAGCUUGCACCACAGGGGAACCUCAAGUCACACAGGGGUAACCAGUAGUACCCACCUCAAAGGACUACUGGGAGGAUGAAAGGGGUACAUACACAGAAACAUAUGAGAGCCACUCCAUAUUGAUGCUAGUAAUAACUGGAGAGCAGCAGUGAUAAGCUUUGCAUGAGUUAUAACCCCAAGUCCCAACCAGGUCUCCUAGAUGGCAGUACGGAUAUUCACUUUCCUGAAGAGCAGAUGGGCCCUCUGGAGGGUAUGGCCAGAGCCCCACAUCUUAGGAGAUGAGGAGAGUGGCUAUCUUCUGGUUACUGAGGCUGUAAGGGUCAGGGCAGUUGGUGACCUCUUCCCAUGCAGUCCCCUUCAGGGACUGUGAGGUGGGUCAGCCUCCCUUUGUACAUUGUUCCAGGGUUUGGAAAGGCCAUUUGGCAAACAUUAUCUAAUAGAACAGAAAUGUGAGCCACAUUUGUAAUCAUCACUUUUCUUAAAAACAGGUGAAAUAAAUUUUAAAACUAUAUUUCAUUUAACCCAAUAUAUAUAAAAUAUUAUUUCAAUAUAUAGUCAACAUUAAACAUUAUUAAUGAGCUAUUUUGUAUUCUUUUUUCAUACUAAGUCUUUGAAGUUAGGAGUGUAUUUGACCUAUAGCACGUCUCACUUUGGACCAGCCACAUUUCAAGUUUCAGUUGCCACAUGUGGCUUGUGGCCACUGUAGCAGACAGCACAGCUGAGACAGCCCUCAGACCCACUCCUGCAGCCCAGACCAGUUUUAUAACUCUGGCUUCAAGAUGGAGGAAUUAUUUCUUCCCAAGCAUAGACCCUUUCCUUCCAGGGCAAGCUCCAGCAUGGGGUGAGGUACAGAAGAGAGACUUGAAGGAUACACCCUGGCACUCAAGCACAAAACCCGCACCCUUGACCAGGGUCUCUUAUUCCAUGUCUGUGAUGGGGCAAAAUGGGCACAGUACAUCCUGCUCCAGAGGCACAGGGAGAGAACAUGCUAUAUCCACCACUCCUUCCCAAGAAGGAGGGGAACAGAAGCUUCAGAGCCCACCCCUGCAGGGCUCACGGUACAUGGUAAACCUAGCUGCAGCCCACCUCUGAAACAGCCACAGCACCUGCUGUGAGAGAAGGAACCCCGGAAUCCGCGGACCAGUUUUCCGGGCCUCCCUCUCUUCCCUCUGCUACCGUUCCCUUUCUAGGCCUUAAGAAAACUGAAAAUAACUCUCAGCUGGAGGAGGUGGACUCCAGAGUGUGAGUGGCACGCUGCACCCUGAGGGUGCCCGGCCUGGCCCUCAUCAUGCUCGCUGCUGCCUCAGAGGCAGCAGCCGGCAGGCCUUAUGCGUGCAGUGAGUGUGGAAAGAGCUUCCGCUACAGUUCGGUGCUGCUGCGGCAUGAGCGCGCCCAUGGUGGCGACAGCCGCUUCCGCUGUCUAGAGUGCGGCGAGCGCUGCCCACAGGCCGCAGACCUCCGUGCGCACCGACGCGCUCAUGCGGGCCAGACGCUCUACAUCUGCAAUGAGUGUGGCCAGAGCUUCCAUCACAGCGGCCGCCUUGACCUACACCAGAGCGCGCACAGGCGACGCAGCCGCUCCUGCCGCUGCCGAGCUUGCGGCCGCUGCUUCCCACACCUCCCGGCUCUGCUGCUGCACAGGCGCCACUGGCACCCUCCUGAGCUGCCCCGCCGCUGUCCGCUGUGCCCUCGUGCCUUCCGCCAGAGCGCACUGCGCUUCCACCAGGCACGGGCACACCCGUGGGGGACACCGGCCGUGCCCGCUGACACGCUCCAUCGCUGCACUCAGUGCCCGCGGGCCUUCCGCAGCGGUGCGGGACUUCGGAGCCAUUUGCGUGUCCACACGGCCAGGAGCCCUGGUGACUCCACACUUCGGCAGCCAGGCACUUCGGACGCACACCAAUGUAGUAUGUGUGGCAAGAGCUUUGGCAAGAGCUCCACACUAACGCGACACCUGCAGACGCACUCGGGUGAGAAACCUUUCAAAUGCCCAGAGUGUGGCAAGGGCUUCUUGGAGAGCGCCACCCUGGUGCGCCAUCAGCGCACGCACACGGGCGAGAAGCCCUACGCCUGCAGCGACUGCGGGCGCCGCUUCAGUGAGAGCUCCACGCUGCUGCGCCACCGGCGCAGCCACCAGGGAGAGCGGCCACACGCGUGCGCCACGUGUGGCAAGGGCUUCGGGCAGCGCUCCGACCUUGUGGUGCACCAGCGCAUCCACACAGGCGAGAGGCCCUUCCCCUGUACCGAGUGUGGCCGCUGCUUCAGCGACCGCUCGGACCUCACAAAGCACAGGCGCACACACACAGGCGAGAAGCCCUACCGCUGUGAGUUGUGCGGCAAGCACUUCACGUGCGUGUCCAACCUCAACGUGCACCGGCGCAACCAUGCUGGCCACAAGCCCCACAAGUGCCCUGAGUGUGGCAAAGCCUUCAGUGUGGGCUCCAAGCUGGCACUGCACCGCAAAACGCACCUGGGCGAGCGGCCGGUGGAAUGUGCGGAGUGUGGCAAGUGUUUCAGCCACAGCCGCUCCCUGUCGCAACACCAGCGGGCCCACACACGUGCUCGCGCCGCCGCAGCUACAGCUGCCGCUGCCACUGAGGCCAAGGCGGGCACUGCCCUCAUCUUUGCUGGGCAAGCAGGACAGGAAAAGCCAGGGCUUUUUGUGUCUCAGUUGAGAAAGACUUGCUGAGAGUCUUCUCCGGAGUGGGCUUGAUAAGCACUUUCAUAGUGCCAUAGGGAUGGGUGGGACAACUCGCAGAUGGAGUUCUGUGGAAAGACAGCGUGGCAUAUUACCUUUCUCCAUCUCUGUUGGUAGCACUUCACCUGGCCUCUCGCUGCACCCCUACACCUGCUUCCCCUGUCAACUCUUUGCCUGUUCUCUGUCCGUCCUUCUCCCCCUCUGAGGUGUAGGUGCAGGGGGAACCUCCCAGACCCCACACGUGGGAGAGCGCCCAAGUAUUGGUGUGUCCCAUCCCUGCUGCUGUGCUCUCAGGUGUUUCCUGUUUUCCCAUCAGCAUCCUGUCUUCUCUUGUCCCAUCUCCUUUUUCCAGCCUGAGUGUCCUCUACCUCUUCUUUCUAGAUACUUUUGGUGUACUGCCUCUUCAGUUAAUGACCACAGAUGUGGCUGGAGUCACAGGCCCUGUGGUUUUCUUGCCUCUUCCUUUCACUUGACUGUUAGUCUCUCUGCUGCUUUCUCCCUCAGCUUCUGAGAGAUGGGAAAUUUGCAGAGAGAUAGUGGGAAAGCUCACUUCACUGAAAGAUAUCUCCAUGCCAGAAGCACCCGGAGAAGUGCUUCACACCAUGUAAAGGUGGGCAGGAGCUCUCAGCGUGGCUGCCCACCUGUCCCAUGGGACAGACCUGUUGGUGUACAGAUCAAGGUGCCUCUCAGGACAGUGUUCUCCAGGUGGGGGACAUCAACCCUGGGACCUGAGUCAAGACCACAUGGGUCCACAAAGCUGGGCACUGCCAAGUGCAGUAAGAACGCUAUACACAAAUUAAGCUUGCAGCCAUGAGGAAACUGAGCUCCACAGAGGCCACAGUGCAGGGAUGAAAAUCCCCUGUAAUUGGCCAGCGAUUUUUUUGCUUGCAGGUGGUGAAAUAAAGAAUUAUUUGAGUUC
This is a messenger RNA of Lagenorhynchus albirostris (white-beaked dolphin), 5459 nucleotides long. RefSeq names its product zinc finger protein 672 (gene ZNF672). Lineage: Eukaryota; Metazoa; Chordata; Mammalia; Artiodactyla; Delphinidae. The coding region runs from base 3131 to 4531 and encodes 466 amino acids. The record is from RefSeq and is a predicted model, not a curated record. Gene Ontology annotation, biological process: regulation of transcription by RNA polymerase II. Gene Ontology annotation, molecular function: DNA-binding transcription factor activity; RNA polymerase II cis-regulatory region sequence-specific DNA binding. The transcript is spliced from 4 exons.